UAGCCCUCAGCUCUGUAUCAGAAAAGGUGUGGGGCAGUGGCAGCCAGAUGUGGAAUGGGCACAGCAGUUUGGGGGAGCUGCUAUGUACCCAAGCAAAGAAACAGCCCACUGGAAGCCUCCACCUUGGAGUGAUGUGAACCCUCCAAAGGACACAAUGGUGAAGAACAUGACCCUGAACUUUGGGCCCCAACACCCAGCAGCGCAUGGUGUCCUGCGACUAGUGAUGGAAUUGAGUGGGGAGAUGGUGCAGAAGUGUGAUCCUCACAUUGGGCUCCUGCACCGAGGCACUGAGAAGCUCAUUGAAUACAAGACCUAUCUUCAGGCCCUUCCACACUUUGACCGGCUAGACUAUGUGUCAAUGAUGUGUAAUGAACAGGCCUAUUCUCUAGCUGUGGAGAAGUUGCUAAACAUCCGGCCUCCUCCCCGGGCACAGUGGAUCCGAGUGCUGUUUGGAGAAAUCACACAGCUGUUGAACCACAUCAUGGCUAUGACCACACAUGCCCUGGAUCUUGGGGCCAUGACCCCUUUCUUCUGGCUGUUUGAAGAAAGGGAGAAGAUGUUUGAGUUCUACGAGCAAGUGUCUGGAGCCUGAAUGCAUGCGCUUGGGCUUAUGGAUGACAUUUAUGAGUUUUCUAAGAACUUCUCUCUUUGGCUUGAUGAGUUGGAGGAGAUGCUGACCAACAAUAGGAUCUGGCGAAAUCAGACAAUUGACAUUGGGGUUGUAACAGCAGAAGCAGCACUUAACUAUGGUUUUAGUGGAGUGAUGCUUCGGGGCUCAGGCAUCCAGUGGGACCGGAAGACCCAGCCCUAUGAUGUUUACAACCAGGUUGACUUUGAUGUUCCUGUUGGUUCUCGAGGGGACUGCUAUGAUAGGUACCUGUGCUGGGUGGAGGAGAUGUGCCAGUCCCUGAGAAUUAUCGCACAGUGUCUAAACAAGAUGCCUCCUGGGGAGAUCAAGGUUGAUGAUGCCAAAGUGUCUCCACCUAAGCGAGCAGAGAUGAAGACUUUCAUGGAGUCACUGAUUCAUCACUUUAAGUUGUAUACUGAGGGCUACCAAGUUCCUCCAGGAGCCACAUAUACUGCCAUUGAGGCUCCCAAGGGAGAGUUUGGGGUAUACCCAGUAUCUGAUGGCAGCAGCCGCCCUUAUCGAUGCAAGAUCAAGGCUCCUGGUUUUGCCCAUCUGGCUGGUUUGGACAAGAUGUCUAAGGGACACAUGUUGGCAGAUGUCGUUGCCAUCAUAGGUACCUAAGAUGUUGUAUUUGGAGAAGUAGAUCGGUGAGCAGGGGAGCAGUGUUUGAUCCCCCCUGCCUAUCAGCUUCUUCUGUGGAGCCUGUCCCUCACUGGAAAUUGGCCUCUGUGUGUGUGUGUGUGUACAUGUUCAUGUACACUUGGCUGUCAGGCUUUCUGUGCAUGUACUAAAAAAGGAGAAAUUACAAUAAAUUAGCCGCCUUGAGGACCCUAGGCCUAA
Macaca mulatta (Rhesus monkey) is the source of this 1468-nucleotide messenger RNA. NCBI's taxonomy places the organism in Eukaryota, Metazoa, Chordata, Mammalia, Primates, Cercopithecidae. The record is from RefSeq and is a predicted model, not a curated record.